This is a messenger RNA of Helobdella robusta, 495 nucleotides long. RefSeq lists its product as hypothetical. The record is from RefSeq and is a predicted model, not a curated record. The transcript is spliced from 3 exons. NCBI's taxonomy places the organism in Eukaryota, Metazoa, Annelida, Clitellata, Rhynchobdellida, Glossiphoniidae. Bases 1 to 495 code for a protein of 164 amino acids.
AUGCAAGAAGACAAUACAUCCUACCUGUUCACCUCGGAUAGACAAGGAUCACUUUGCAUUUUAACCCGGAAACAUCUACACGAGAAAGAGAGAGAACAAGCACCUUACAGCUGCGCCAUCGCUUACGAACUGUAUUACCGUGCGUACUACAUUAUCAUUACAAAAAUUUUCAAGGGUUACACAUGCGUUCAAUGUCAACAACUACAACAGUUGCACUUAGACUUAGACGGUCUAAGCGCGGAUGCGACUAAAUUAAUAAUAUGGGAAAAGAAUUGUGGAGACCAGCGCCUAGAUAUGCACGUUUCGGACACAUUAGCCAGAAAAGUGUUAGUAGCUGAGAGGAGACAGCCUAAUAAAAGUGAUAAGCUCUUCCAUUUUACAUUGUUAAUAAGACACGGCAUACUGAAGAAUAACAUCCAUUAUUGCGAUUGCUUCAAUUCAGACGGGCAGAGCAUACCUCGUAAAUACGCAGAUACAACAUCGGCGGUGUACUGA